This is a messenger RNA of Apaloderma vittatum (bar-tailed trogon), 444 nucleotides long. RefSeq names its product OCIA domain containing 2 (gene OCIAD2). Gene Ontology annotation, cellular component: mitochondrial inner membrane. Lineage: Eukaryota; Metazoa; Chordata; Aves; Trogoniformes; Trogonidae. The transcript has 6 exons. The record is from RefSeq and is a predicted model, not a curated record. Bases 1 to 444 code for a protein of 147 amino acids.
AUGUCGUCUGAAACAACCAAACAGGAAAGUCAGACAUCUCCGUUAAAGCAAACCGGAUGGCCAAUGUUCUACUGCCCCACCUCACAAAUUCACGACACUGGAGAAAUUGCAAGGAUCCGUCAUGAGUGCAAAGAGGAAAGUUUCUGGUACAGAGCUCUUCCUUUGUCUCUUGGAAGCAUGCUUGUCACCCAGGGGCUGGUUUCAAAAGGCAUUUUCUCAGCAAACCCAAGAUUUGGUGCAUUACCUAAGAUGGCAAUUGCUGGUGUUUUAGGUUUUGCCGUUGGAAAGUUGUCGUACAUGGGAGAAUGCCAGAAAAAAUUCCAGAAAAUUGGUGUUGUGCCAUGUGGUUCACAACACAAAAGGCAUUGUCAUCAUACUUGCAAAGAAUGUAAAGCAAAAUUGGGACCGAAUGAGAAAGAAGGUUCAACUCCUUCAGCAUCUUAG